AUGUCUUCCUUUGACCUCAGCAAAAUCAUACGCCCCAAUAUCAUGGCAUUAAAGCCUUAUCGCUGUGCUCGUGAUGACUACAGCGAAGGUGUUUUGCUGGAUGCUAACGAAAACGCAUAUGGACCCUCCUUGACCACGCAACAUGAUGGCGAUUUGAACAGAUACCCUGAUCCAUAUCAAUCCCAAGUGAAAGAACGCAUCCUCAAACUGCGCAACUUGAAGUCUACCAAAAAUCUGUUCUUGGGCGUUGGCUCUGACGAAGUGAUUGAUUUGCUCAUCCGUAUUGCUUGUGUACCUGCUCACGACAAAAUCUUGAUUACUCCUCCUACUUAUGGCAUGUACUCUGUUUGUGCUCAAAUCAAUGAUGUUCAAGUAGUCAAGUCACCACUCAAUGUUGAAAAUGGUGCCUAUCAAUUGGAUUUAGAUAAUCUUUUUGACACCUUGAAAUCAAAUCCCGAGACCAAGAUUGUGUUCUUAUGUUCUCCUGGCAAUCCUACAGGCACUUGUCUUGGCCACAAGAGCAUCCGUGCAGUUUUGGAAUCCGAUUUCAAGGGUUUGGUGGUUGUGGACGAAGCUUAUGUCGAUUUCGUGGAUCAUGAAGAAGGUUCAGUGGCUACUUGGGUUGAGCAAUAUCCCAAUUUAGUGGUAAUGCAAACUUUGAGUAAGAGUUUCGGCUUGGCUGGUAUCCGUGUUGGUAUCGCUGUUGGACAUCCCGAUGUCAUUCAAAUUCUCAACAACACCAAGGCUCCUUACAACAUUGGUACACCUAGCGCUUUAGUGGCUGCUGAAGCUCUUUCAGAUGCUGGUUUAGCUAAAAUGUAUGAUUACCGCAAGCGUUUGAUUGAUCAACGUGGUGUUUUGAUUGAAAAAUUGCCUCAAAUUGAUGGCACUGGUCGUAUUCUGGGUGGCAAUGAUUCCAACUUUGUGUUGGUCGAAAUUUUGGAUGCAAACAGCAAGAAGCCUUCUAAUGAUCGUGCACAAAAGGUCUACAGCAUGAUGGCCGAGAAGCUUGGUGUUGUAGUUCGCUUCAGAGGUAUGGAGUAUGGCUGUGAAGGUUGUCUGAGAAUUACUGUUGGCACAGAAGAUGAGAAUGUCAUUGUUCUUGACAUGUUACAAAAGGCCUUGGCUGCAAAUUAA
Molecule: messenger RNA, 1137 nt
Organism: Mucor velutinosus
Lineage: Eukaryota; Fungi; Mucoromycota; Mucoromycetes; Mucorales; Mucoraceae
Exons: 2
Coding region: 1-1137 (378 amino acids)
Biological process (GO): L-histidine biosynthetic process
Molecular function (GO): L-histidinol-phosphate:2-oxoglutarate transaminase activity; pyridoxal phosphate binding
Source: RefSeq, a predicted model, not a curated record